This is a messenger RNA of Belonocnema kinseyi, 1303 nucleotides long. RefSeq names its product protein lethal(2)essential for life-like. The record is from RefSeq and is a predicted model, not a curated record. Gene Ontology annotation, biological process: protein refolding; response to heat. Gene Ontology annotation, molecular function: protein folding chaperone. The transcript has 3 exons. Bases 186 to 698 code for a protein of 170 amino acids. Lineage: Eukaryota; Metazoa; Arthropoda; Insecta; Hymenoptera; Cynipidae.
GAGCGAAAAUUCUCGAAUUCGCAAGGUAUAAAACCGGAGUAGCUGCCGGCCGGCGAGUCAGUAUCAAAACUGUCAACGAGGAAGGCGAAUCGGACAAAUCUUCGUUAAUAACUUUAAUUUUAAACAAAACGGAAAAAAAGUUUUUGAGACAUUUUGAGUGCUGCAAGUGACGAGAAUUUAAAAAUAUGGCUCUGGUUCCAACCCUGUUCCGUGAUUGGUGGGAAGAUCUGGAACGUCCUCAUCGACUCUUGGAUCAAAAUUUUGGCUUGGGCUUAACUCGGGAUGACUUGAUGAACACCAUGGCUAUUCCAUCCUUCAGGGGAUACUAUCGUCCUUGGCGCAACCUCCUAGACCAAUCUGGCGGUGUCGCCAAAAUUCAAGAUGACAAGGACAAAUUUCAAGUUAUCCUCGACGUCCAACAAUUCGCCCCGAACGAAAUUACUGUGAAGACAGUCGAUAAUAACACCAUCGUCGUGGAGGGAAAACACGAAGAAAAGAAAGACGAGCACGGUUUGGUCUCGAGACAAUUUUUGAGGCGCUACGUUCUUCCCCAGGGCCACGACAUAGGACAAGUCCAGUCCACUCUUUCAUCGGACGGAGUAUUGACCGUUACAGCACCAAAGUUAUCUUUGCCAGCACCCGGGGAAAAAAUAGUCCCCAUUCAGCAGUCGUCAGCUCCUGCCAUUAUGUCUACAUAAAUUUUCAAAGCUCAGGAUUUAAAAAUCACCCUGGCGGUGACGAUUUGAAUGUCGAAUGAUUUUGUAAUAAGUCUUAGCUUCUUGUCUUUUUAUUUUCGAUAGAGUUGUUCAGAUCUAAAAUGUAUGUUGUAGAAUGAUCGAUAAUGCGUGUGAUGGAGAUGUCAAUGUAAUGAAAAUAAUGUACAUUUUCGUGAGAAUUUAUUUUCUCUAGCGUGAAAAGUAACAUGUUCAAAAAUGUUGAAAAGCGUUUUAUUUUCAAGAGACAACUUGAGAAAACUUUUUAUCUUACUGACUAUAUAGACUGUUAUCUCAUUGUAAUUAUAUUUUUUUCUAGCGUGAAAAUAAAUAUUUAAUGUAUUAACAAAUGUUAAACCGUGGUUUUUUCAAACCGUAACUGAGGGAAACCUUUAAUAUUGACUUAAUAUAGAAACUGUUAUAAAAAAUGGGGUCAUUUCAUUACAUCGUCUUGUACUGAAAUUUUCAAAGUAUUAUAAGUAACUUUGUCUCACUAUUUAGCCUCAUAACUCAUGAGCUUCAGUUUUCAGCGAUGAACUCUGCAGCUUAAUAAACGUACGUUUUUCAUUCAAUAAAAGUUCUAAAAUGUA